Molecule: messenger RNA, 864 nt
Organism: Fonsecaea erecta
Lineage: Eukaryota; Fungi; Ascomycota; Eurotiomycetes; Chaetothyriales; Herpotrichiellaceae
Exons: 1
Coding region: 1-864 (287 amino acids)
Source: RefSeq, a predicted model, not a curated record
AUGGUACCUCCGUCACCAAAGCGGCCACGACUGUUGCCCAGAGAUUCGUUCGAGAUCCCGCAUUAUCCCCAAGCAGUCUUUUCUCGGCCCGAGACACCGAUGGGAGAGUCAGCACGAGACAGCGUCUGGCCAACUCCAGAUCCAGAAAGUCCACAACCCGCAGAAUUGGAGGCCAGUCAGCCAAGUCCGCAGGCACAGGCGAUUGUGGGACCGACGUCGAGGCCAGAUUCUGUCACCACUCAGAGCGCCUAUGAUAUCUUCACCGACGAGCAAUGCGAAAAAAUCUUAUGGCUCGCCCUCCAUGGAGUGCCGAGUCCGAUUGUUGCACGAGUGGUUUAUCGUGACAUACCUAAACCGAAGUAUGAUAGAAGGUGGCAACAUGUCGUUGACAUUGACAAAAAGCUGCAGCGCUUAAUCGUCGAGCUUGCGACGGGCCGAGACAAAACACAGGCAGCCGAUGAGCUGGUUGAGCACCUCCUACAACAGGGAGAUCGCCUCAACUGGAGUCCCUACCUACUCCAACAAGCGGCUGGUUUCAUGAACACUCCCGGAGACGAGGCCACCCAAACUCAAGUGUCCCGAAACUGUGCAACGGAGCGCAUCGCACUGUCGAAAUGGAGGAGUGCUCAUGGCGACGAAAAUGCGGUCCCACCUUCCACUGGCAAAAGCAAAAAGGAAAACCUGGCAUUCAGAGGCUACAUCAGAGAGGGGAUGGAACGAGAAGUGAUGGAGCAGCUUGGUUACCGUGGGGACUCUCAUGAAGCAGAGAGAGCCUUGAUGAAGAAACGGUUGCUUGAGAUCCGCGAACUUGGCAAACUGCCUGCUCGUUUGAUGGAGGUUGGAAUUGCAGCACUCACCCCCUGA